GCCAGGGCGCACGGGGGCGCAGCGUCCCCCUUUCCUCGGCGCCCUCCAGACACCAGAGGUCCCUGCUGCGGCCGGGUGGGAGACGCUCUCGGCAGCCGAUCGCUCGUCUUGCCGCUCCUCCUUCCUCCUCUUCUUCCUCCGUCCUCCGGGAUCGGAGGCGGCCGGGCGGGCCGAGAUGAGCACCUCCCGAGGGCGCGGAGAGCAGCAGGAGGCGGCGGCGACGGCGACGGAGGAGGACGGAGCCGCCGUCGGCGGCGACAUCAUGAUGGGAGAGCCUGCAGAGAGAAGGAUGUAUGAAUGGGCAGACCCUUGCAAAGGAGAUACUGGGGACGAGUCAGCCCCACUGUCCUGCCCUGCCUGCCGUAGCAACUUCAAGGAUCCGUCUGAGUUGUCGGCUCACGUGGAUUCCUGCUGCCCGGAACAGCCCACCUGCUCAGCCGCUGCGGUGGUGGCAGCCGCUCCAGCCAUUGCUGGCCAAGACCACUGCAGCAUCUCCUCCUCCUCUUCCUCUUCCUCUGUAGAAGUCCGUCCCGAGAGUCCUCAGAGCAUGGACGUCGAGUCUGGGCCGCUGCUGGCAGACCCAGCCCAAGAAGCAGCCCUUCCCCGGCCUCCUCCCCCACCUCCCCCCACGCUGCCUCCCACCGCUGCAUCCGUCCCCGCAGGACACCUCAACAUCCCCCUCAUCCUGGAGGAGCUCCGCGUCUUGCAACAACGCCAGCUGCACCAGAUGCAGAUGACGGAACAGAUCUGCCGCCAGGUGUUGCUCUUGGGGUCUCUGGGGCAGGUGGGCUCCCCAGCGCCUUCAGCAGAGCCAGCCCCAGGAGUGCCUCUCCCUCCCAAGCCCCCCUUGCCAGUCUUUUCCAUCAAGACAGAGCCGGGGAGGACCCAAGCCUCCAGCUCCCCUGAGGUCCCCAAACCUGCUUUCUUCCACCUCUACCAUCCUUUUCCCGGCGGCGCUAGAGUCCCCAAGGCCGAGCAGCUCUUGGCGCCAGCCUUCCCCGCUGCUACAGGCAUCCUGGCGGCUCAGUGCUUAGGCGCCGCCCGGGGUCUAGAGCAGGCGACAUCGCCGGGGCUCCUACGCCAGAAGAACGGGGGAGGAGGGGAGAGCAGCUUGGAAGAGAAGCCGGGGGGGCGCCACAAGUGCCGGUUCUGCGGCAAAGUCUUUGGCAGCGACAGCGCCCUCCAGAUCCACCUGCGUUCGCACACAGGCGAGCGCCCUUACAAGUGCAACAUCUGUGGCAACCGCUUCACCACUCGCGGCAACCUUAAGGUGCACUUCCACCGCCACCGGGAGAAAUACCCCCACGUCCAGAUGAAUCCCCACCCAGUCCCCGAGCAUCUGGACUAUGUCCUCACCACCUCGGGGUUGCCCUACGGCAUGUCGGUGCCGCCCGAGAAACCUGAGCCCGGAGAAGAGACCACUCCUCCGCCCGCUGCCGAACGCAAGGCCCUCAGUGCCACCGAGAGUCUGACUUUACUCUCCGGGGCCUCCCCAUCGGCAGCGGCCCAGGCUUUGCCUAGCUUCAACAAGUUGGUUCUGAUGAAGGCAGUGGAAGCUAAAGGGAAGGGGGAUGAGAACACCCCGCCGGAAAGGGAGACGGAAAGUGCCCGGCUUCAGCUGGGGAAGUUGGUGGGGUCUCUGCCCAGUUGGGCCUUGUUGGCCAACCACUUCAAGGCAGGCGCCGCUGUGGGGCCUUUCCCCUACGUGCUGGAGGCGUCGCCCUCGGAGACCUCCAAGCUCCAGCAGUUGGUGGAGAAGAUUGACCGCCAGGGCUCUCCGUCGUCGUCCCCCUGCUUUGCCCCUGUCACUGCCGCCCAAGCUGUGGCUGGCUCCUCCUCCUCGUCUUCUUCCCUGCCCACUUCCUCGGGGCCCAACCAGUGUGUUAUCUGUUUGCGGGUCCUGAGUUGCCCUCGGGCUCUGCAGCUCCACUAUGGGCAGCAUGGAGGGGAGAGGCCUUUCAAGUGCAAGGUGUGCGGGCGGGCCUUUUCCACCCGGGGAAACCUGCGGGCGCACUUUGUGGGCCACAAAACCAGCUCGGCUGCCCGGGCCCAGAACUCUUGCCCCAUCUGCCAGAAGAAGUUCACCAAUGCCGUUAGCCUCCAGCAACACGUCCGCAUGCACCUCGGCGGGCAGAUCCCCAACGGGGCGCUCCUCCCCGAGGCCCCUGCAUCUGAAGGGGCCACCCUGGGGGAAGGAGAGAAGCCACAACCGCAGCACCAACCACAACAGCAGGCCCCUCCACAGGAUGAGGAACUGUCGGAGGAGGAGGAAGAGGAAGAACCCACUGAUGAAGACUCCUUGGAAAGUGGCGGGGAGAAAGUCGAGGGACCCUCCAGCCCCGAACAGGAAGCUCCACCUCUCGCCAAGGAAGGGGAGGAAGUGGUGCAGGUGGAAGAGGGAGGCACCAGCGCUGCCUUGCCAUCGGGGCCCGGAAGCCCUCAACGGCCCAUGCAGGAAGGGGAAGAGAAAGCAGAAAUGGAGAAAGGGGAAGGAGGAACGCUACAAGAGGAGGAGGAGCUGCAGGAAAAGGAGAAGGGAAUGGGUGGGGAAGGCCCGUCGGAGAAGCAAGAAGGCAGUCAAGCAAAAGACGGGCCAACGCUGGUUUGUGGGAUUUGCAAGCAAGGCUUCCCUGACAGGGCCACGUUGCGUAAACAUGCGCUGACUGCCCACCACCAGGUUAAUCUUGGCGGCCACGUCUGGAGCAGCACCCAGGCCCGACGUGGACGGCGCUUGCCUUUAGAAGGCCCCAUGCCUGUGCUGACGGGAGGCCAGGUCAAGCUUCAGGAUUUCCUGGGACGAGACAUACCAGCCCAGCUCGUGGGGGUGGGGCCCCUCUCCUUCUGGAACCAGUACACGGCCUUCCUCUCCGGAGGCCUGCCGACCAAACCAGCUCAUGGGGCAGCCUCUUCUUCUUCCUCCUCCUCUUCCUCGGCGUCCAGCGUGGCCACACACGGCCUCUUGGGAUCUAGUAUUGCACCUGCUAAGGUGGCCUCCGCUGAAGCCAAGGAGAAGCCACCAGUGGGAUCUCUGCUGCUGCUGCCACCGCUGCCGCCACCAACCCCGGCUCCAGAGGUUGCCCCCGAGAGCCAAGGAAAGGGGGAAAAGUAACUCAGUCUUGGCGGAGCCCCCAUGAGGGGUAAUUGUUCUAGCGGUACCCAGGCUGGCGGGGAAAUCCCAGUCCCCUCCCUCCCCAAGCACAGCCCUGCAAGGAGAAGAGGCUCCAGUCUAAUUUUAGCAACAUUUUAGUCUUUUAUUUUUAAAAUGUAGCUUGGACAUCCGUCUGCCAGAAGUCAAGAUCCUGAUGCAGUACAGGGGAGCACGGAAACCGCCCUGUACCCUGGGGCAAAAAAGAAAAAGUGGAUCAUUUUUAGUUUAGAGCAGGAUGGCAGACGGUCCAUUCAAGCAAAGGGAAGGACAUCUUGAAUUCCCCAAUAAAAGCAGUUUGACAGAA
This is a messenger RNA of Rhineura floridana, 3452 nucleotides long. It is a transcript of the gene SALL2, whose product is annotated as spalt like transcription factor 2. Gene Ontology annotation, biological process: regulation of transcription by RNA polymerase II. Bases 176 to 3109 code for a protein of 977 amino acids. Lineage: Eukaryota; Metazoa; Chordata; Lepidosauria; Squamata; Rhineuridae. Gene Ontology annotation, cellular component: nucleus. The record is from RefSeq and is a predicted model, not a curated record. Gene Ontology annotation, molecular function: RNA polymerase II cis-regulatory region sequence-specific DNA binding; DNA-binding transcription factor activity, RNA polymerase II-specific. The transcript has 5 exons.